Molecule: messenger RNA, 4069 nt
Organism: Saccoglossus kowalevskii
Lineage: Eukaryota; Metazoa; Hemichordata; Enteropneusta; Harrimaniidae
Molecular function (GO): calcium ion binding
Source: RefSeq, a predicted model, not a curated record
CGCAUGUGAUAAUAACCCAUGUAUGAAUGGUGGCACCUGUCAACAAGUACAGGGUUCAUGUACAAUGUUCACAUGUGUCUGUAGUGGCUGCUACACUGGUCAGACUUGUUCCACUUUACUGGAUCCUUGCACACCAAACCGAUGUCUGAACGGUGGUAGCUGCUUCCAGCUAGCUAACUCCUGUACAGAUUAUUUGUGCGCGUGUACUCAGUGCUAUACCGGCGACGCUUGUGAACAAUUCAUUAACAUCUGUCAGCCUAACCCCUGUCAGAACAAUGGAUACUGUGUGCCAUUGGCUGGUUCCUGUACAGAGUACAGCUGUACAUGUAGCCAGUGUUAUGAAGGACCAUCCUGUGAGAACCGAAUUGAUCAAUGUGCCUCUUUCCCAUGUGCCAACGGUGGUACUUGUCAGGCGCUACCAGGAACAUGUACCGCAUACAACUGUAUCUGUCCCCAGUGCUUCACUGGAGCAACCUGUUUAUCUGCAAUCAAUGCCUGUCAACCAAAUCAGUGUCUGAAUGGUGCAACGUGUUCACAACAGUUUGGAUCAUGUACCGAAUUUACAUGUCAAUGCCAAGAUUGCUACACCGGAACAUUCUGUGAAGCAAGAAUCAACCAGUGUCAACCGAAUCCUUGUCAGAAUGGAGGUUUCUGUAUUGCAACACAAGGUUCCUGUGUUGAUUACACAUGUUCCUGUCCAUUCUGUUUUACUGGUACAUUCUGUGAAACGAGUGUGAAUCAGUGCUUGCCUAAUCCAUGUGAGAAUGGUGGAACCUGUCAGUCUAUGCAGGGUUCCUGUAUUGCCUAUCAGUGUCAGUGUGCAGGAUGUUAUACCGGAGUCAACUGUGGUAGCUUGAUUGAUCCUUGUCAACCAAAUCAAUGUCAGAAUGGUGGCCAAUGUCAAGGUGUACCUGGUUCAUGUACUGAGGUUAUAUGUACUUGUAGUGGAUGUUAUACCGGAUCCUACUGCCAAGAAUUCAUCAAUCCAUGCCAACCCACCAAUCCAUGUCAGAAUAGUGGUUUUUGUAUUCCAACACAAGGCUCCUGCACGGAUUAUUCUUGUUAUUGCCAGCAAUGCUACACUGGACAAAAUUGUGAUAUUCGACUUGACCAGUGUGCACCCAAUCCAUGUCUGAAUGCCGGUACCUGUAUUCCACAGCAAGGCUCCUGUACCAUCUAUAGCUGUCAGUGUCCAGGAUGUUACACUGGACAGACCUGUGGUACAUUAUUGGAUCCCUGCCAGCCUAAUCAGUGCCUCAAUGGUGGUCAGUGUAAUCCUCUGUCUUGUACAGAUUUUUCUUGCUCGUGUAGCGGCUGCUAUACUGGACAGCGAUGUGAAACAUUACUCAACCAGUGUCAACCGAACCCAUGUCUGAACAAUGGAUUCUGUCAGCCAAUACAGAACUCCUGUUCUGAUUACCAGUGUACUUGUCCCGGAUGUUACACAGACACCAACUGUCAAACUUUAUUGAAUCCAUGCCAGCCAUCUAACCCAUGCCAGAAUGGUGGUACCUGUCAGUCGACGUCAUGUACAACAUAUUCCUGUCUGUGUCCUGGAUGUUACACUGGUUCACAGUGUGAAACAUUACUCAAUCAGUGUCAGCCCAACCCAUGUUUGAAUGGUGGCUUGUGUAGCCAGACGCCAGGAUCAUGUACAGACUAUAGCUGUCAGUGUCCAGGAUGCUAUACUGGAACAUUCUGUGAACAAUUGUUGAAUCCAUGUCGGCCCAAUCCAUGCCAGAGUGGUGGACAGUGUGUUCAAACAGCGGGUUCUUGUUCCGAGUUCACUUGCGAGUGCUUGCAAUGCUUCACUGGGCAAUUGUGUCAGACAUUAUUGGCCCCAUGUACACCCAACCCAUGUCAGAAUCAGGGUUUUUGUAUACAGGACCAGACUUGUACCUCAUAUCAAUGUUCCUGUCCAUUCUGUUACACCGGAACAAACUGUGAAAGUCGGAUUGAUCCUUGUACCAGUUCGCCAUGUUUGAACGGUGGUACUUGUAUGACUCCUGGAGAUCAGUGCUCAUUCUACCAGUGUCAGUGUCCAAAUUGUUACACUGGACCUACCUGCCAGACAUUACUUGAUCCAUGCCAGAACAACCCAUGUCAGAAUGGUGGAGUCUGCCAAGGUAUUGCUGGCUCCUGCACGCAGUACUCAUGUACUUGUGUUGGCUGUUUUACCGGUAGAACUUGUGAAACACCCAUUGAUCCAUGUCAGAACUUUCCUUGCCAAUUUGGUGGUACUUGCAUAAGAUCACAGAAUUCCUGCAAUGAAUAUUCAUGUAUUUGUCAGAAUUGCUACACUGGUAUUAACUGUGCUACCUUGUUGAAUCCAUGCAGUAAUAAUCCAUGUCAGAACAACGGAUUCUGUUCACCAGUAGCUGGCUCAUGUGUUGACUACACAUGCACAUGUAGUGGUUGCUUUACAGGAAACCAAUGCCAGACAUUCUUGGAUCCCUGUCAGAACUUGCCUUGUCUGAAUGGUGGCCAGUGUCUAGCUGUACAAGGAUCAUGUACUGUUUACCAGUGCCAGUGUCCGGAGUGUUACUAUGGAACCAAUUGUGAAACCAGACAAAAUCCAUGUGCUGUCAAUCCUUGUCAGAAUGGAGGUACUUGUUCAGAGACACCGGGCUCCUGUACAUCCUUCACAUGUCAAUGCCAGUCUUGUUACGCAGGACAGUAUUGUCAGACUUUGUUGAAUCCGUGCAAUAGUUUCCCAUGUCAGAAUGGUGGGCAGUGUCUACAGCUGGCAGGUUCAUGUACAGAAUUCACCUGUAAUUGUCAAGGCUGCUACACAGGAGUUAAUUGUGAAAUUUUGUUGAAUCCAUGUCAACCUAAUCCAUGUGAGAACAAUGGCUUCUGUGCUCAACAACAAGGAUCUUGUACAGAUUACCAGUGUUUUUGCAGUGGCUGUUUUUCUGGUACUCGCUGUGAGAUAGUUCUUGAUCAGUGUUCUCCAAAUCCGUGUAACAACAAUGGUGUAUGCCAACCGUUGGCUGGAUCGUGUGACCGGUACAUGUGCAUAUGUGAGGGAUGUUUUGUUGGCACCAACUGUGAAAGAUUGCAAGAUCCAUGCGCGACGGGGUCAGGGUCUAAUCCAUGUCUGAACGGUGGUGUCUGUCAGCAAUCGUCUUGCCAGGAAUACACCUGUCAAUGUACUGGCUGCUUCCAAGGUGCAAACUGUGAAACACCGAUUAAUCCAUGUGUGUCCAUACCCUGCCAGAACAACGCUAUCUGCCAGAAGGCUGUCAAUUCAUGUACAGACUAUACUUGUACAUGCCAAGGAUGCUUCACUGGUACUCUGUGUGAGAUAGCCAUUGAUCAGUGUACGCCUAACCCAUGUCAAAAUGGCGGAUUUUGCUAUAAAUCGCCAGGAUCCUGCUCAGAUUUUACUUGCCAGUGUCCCGGAUGUUAUACCGGAUCUUUGUGUCAAACAGAAAUUGACCAGUGUGCUGUCAAUCCCUGCCAGAACAAUGGUCUGUGCGUUAAAACAAUUGGAUCAUGUACAUCAUAUAGCUGUGAAUGUAGUGGGUGCUAUACUGGACAGUACUGUGAAACAGAAUUGGAUCCGUGUCAGAGCUUACCCUGUCAGUCUGGUGGGACUUGUCUCAAGCUUUCCUGCACAACAUUCCAAUGUAUCUGUCCAUCGUGUUACACUGGAAAUAACUGUGAACAAUAUUUGAACCCAUGUCAGCCCAGUAACCCAUGCCAGAAUAAUGGUUUCUGUGUACAAGUACAAGGUUCAUGCGUGGAUUACACAUGUUCUUGUCCAUUCUGUUACUCCGGCAAUAAUUGUGAAAUUGAGUUGAAUCAAUGUAGCCCUAACCCAUGUGAGAACGGGGGAACGUGUUCACGUCUCGGUGGUUGCAUACAGUAUCAGUGUCAGUGUCCUGGCUGCUACACAGGACCUAAUUGUCAGACAUUACUUAAUCCAUGUUUGCCGAAUCGUUGCCAGAAUGGCGGUACUUGCAUACAGACCCCAGGGUCAUGUACAGACUAUACAUGUACAUGUGCUGGAUGCUACACAGGACAGUACUGUCAAGAUCGUAAGUACCGUAUUUCACUUCACUAA